AUGGAUUCGAUCAAUCCGCAUGUGCCAUCGGUGGCACUAUUUGUCACUCGAUCGGAAAUUGAUUUUUCUCAUCGUUCGCCAAGUCCGAUCUGUCAACGAUGGUUUAUGGUUCUAUAUUUGAAGUCUGAAGCAAAAGAACUUGCACUAACCGUUUAUCCAGUCAAUAUGAAAAAUCCUGAACAAGAAUUUAAAAAAGCGUAUAAUUCGAAUCCACCUGUUGUCGUAUUUCAUGAAACAAACGAUAAAUCAUCUCAAGUUGUACUCACUGAUAAUCGUGAUAUCGAAGCUGAAAUUAGUAAACGUUUUCCUGUUAUGAACAUGAAUUCACUCAAAGAAGCCGAAGAUGUUUGUUCGAAUGUUUAUAUUAAAUUUCAUCCUUACUUAAAAUCACAGGCAGGUGAUCCUCAAGAGCAAUUCAAAUUGCGCAGUUUAUUAACUGAGUUCAAGCGUAUCAAUGAUUAUCUCGAAGAAACAGGAACUAAAUUCCUGUCGGGAAAUGAAAUGACAUUUGUCGAUUGUGACGUUAUGCCCAAAUUACAACACAUACGUAUUGCUGGAAAUUAUUAUAAAAAUCUAGACAUACCACGUGAAUUAAAUGCGCUGUGGACAUAUAUGGAGCGUUGUUAUCAAACGAAAGCUUUUCAAGAAUCAUGUCCGUUUGAUCAAGAUAUAUUAAUGCAUUAUGAAGGUAAAGUUGCGCCUAACCAGAAAUCAGUUGGCAAAGCGCCAACGUUACAACAACCAACAAUGACAUUAACAAUAUGA
Molecule: messenger RNA, 765 nt
Organism: Adineta ricciae
Lineage: Eukaryota; Metazoa; Rotifera; Eurotatoria; Adinetida; Adinetidae
Source: the annotation of a GenBank genome assembly